AUGGCUCUCGCUGUUUCUUCUUCAAUCGCCAUUUCAACUUCCACAUUCCAAUCAUCUGAACCCAAACUUUCACAAUUUGGUUCAAUUAGGGUUUUGAAAAAACCUUAUGGAGCAGGUGUUAAAGCUUCUCAACCACGGAGUUUCGUAAAGCCGAUCAAUGCCAGGGAUUCCGAUGUGCUUGAUCUUGCAGAGGCUAUUGAGACCGAUGAGGAAGAUUAUGAACGGUUAGCAUAUCAACUUGAGAAUGCUUCCCCUCUUCAAAUUAUGGAUAGAGCCCUUCAAAAUUUUGGCAAUGACAUAGCUAUUGCAUUCAGUGGUGCUGAAGAUGUUGCUUUGAUUGAGUAUGCACAUUUGACGGGUAGGCCGUUUAGGGUAUUCAGUCUUGACACGGGGAGAUUGAACCCUGAAACUUAUAGACUUUUUGAUGCUGUUGAAAAGAAUUAUGGAAUUCGUAUUGAGUAUAUGUUCCCGGAUGCUGUGGAGGUUCAGGCUUUGGUUAGAAGUAAGGGGCUGUUUUCGUUUUAUGAGGAUGGGCAUCAAGAGUGCUGCAGAGUCAGGAAGGUGAGACCUUUAAGAAGGGCACUUAAGGGUUUAAGGGCAUGGAUAACAGGGCAGAGAAAAGACCAGUCUCCUGGUACUAGGUCUCAAAUACCAGUUGUUCAGGUUGAUCCUGUUUUUGAGGGAAUUGACGGUGGAACUGGGAGCUUGAUAAAAUGGAACCCUGUUGCAAAUAUGAAGGGAAAUGACGUGUGGAACUUCCUUAGGACCAUGAAUGUGCCUGUCAAUUCCUUGCAUUCACAAGGAUACAUUUCCAUUGGAUGUGAGCCGUGCACCAGGGCUGUUUUACCCGGACAACACGAGAGAGAAGGUCGGUGGUGGUGGGAAGAUGCAAAAGCUAAAGAAUGCGGUCUUCACAAAGGAAAUAUAAAGCAGGAAGAUGAUGCUCAUCUUAAUGGAAAUGGUGUAGUCCAUGCAAAUGACACUCCCGAUGUCGCUGACCUUUUCAAUACCCAAAAUGUAGUUAGCUUGAGUAGGACUGGAAUUGAGAAUUUGACAAGAUUAGAGACCCGGAAAAAACCAUGGCUUGUUGUGCUAUAUGCACCAUGGUGUCCCUACUGCCAGGAUAUGGAGGAAUCUUAUGUUGACUUGGCAGAGAAGUUAGCAGGGUCAGGUGUGAAUGUUGGAAAAUUUAGAGCUGAUGGAGAGCAGAAGGAGUUUGCAAAACAUGAACUGAAAUUGGGAAGCUUCCCCACAAUAUUAUUUUUCCCAGAACACUCCUCGAGGCCAAUAAAGUAUCCCUCUGAAAAGAGAGAUGUUGAUUCCUUGAUGGCAUUUGUAAAUGCAUUAAGAUGA
Molecule: messenger RNA, 1353 nt
Organism: Vicia faba (fava bean)
Lineage: Eukaryota; Viridiplantae; Streptophyta; Magnoliopsida; Fabales; Fabaceae
Source: the annotation of a GenBank genome assembly